AUGCUGGAGGAGGAAGCUGCGCCACGGCGCUCGGGGUCAGAGGUCACCUUCAGCCACAGUGGCACCAUUCAGCGUCCUGACGGGAGCCGUCCGAAACACAGGGGAGUGUGGGCGUGCUGGUCCAGCCCCAGCCCCAGCACGGCUCGGCGCCGCUCAGUGCUGGUGGGCCGCGGCUACACCAGCAAGGGGCCGGGCGGCAUCCCGCCCAUCACCACGCGCCGCCUGCUGCCCAGCCCGCACCACUAUCCCACCUUCUCCCACGAGGAGCUGGGCAAGCUGGUGGUGGGCACCUACUCGAGACAACAACACUUUGUGGCGGCGCUACGCCACGAGCGCCACGUCUACUUCCUGCUGUCGCGCCGCGACGUCUGGGGCUCCAAGGAGUACCGCACGUACGUGUCGCGCCUCUGCACCGACGACCCCAGCUUCUACUCCUACGUGGAGCUGCCGCUUGCCUGCGCCGGCGGCUACAACCUCGCCCAGGCCGCUGCCCUCGGCAACCGCCGCGGACGGCCCGCACUCUUUUUGUUGGCCAUGGCGGCCGGCCAGGCGUCCACGCCGACCCCCACCGCCCGCUCGGCGCUGUGCGUCUACGACAUGGAGCGCCUGGACAAGGCCCUGAAGACGGCCCAGGAGCUGUGUUACACCCAGGAGGGCCGCGGGCCCACCAACCAGGAGGAGGCCUACAUCGAGUACGAGGUGUCCUCCAAGUGCCUGCGCCUGGCCCAGUCCUCAGUGACCGAGUACCCCUGUGGGGGGGAACACACCCCCAGCCCCAUUGCCAGCGCCGUGCCCCUGGUUGCUGACCCUGCCCUGACCCGCGACACCCAACUCACUGCUGUCGCUACGGCUACCGAGGCCGGACACACCAUUGCUCUGCUCGGAGACAAGGCGGGGCACCUGCAUAAGGUGUUCCUGCAGGCAAAUGGCACGGGUACCCUUUACGACUCGGUGACUGUGGACGAGAAGAGCGCCAUCAACGCUGACCUCCUGCUGGACUCUGCUGGACAGAGCAUCUAUGUCCUGACGGAGAAAAAAGUCACCAGGCUGCCGGUGGCUCAGUGCUCCCGCCACACAGACUGCCAGUCCUGUCUGUCCGUCAGAGAUCCCUACUGCGGCUGGUGUGUGCUGGAGGGCAGGUGUUCCCGUAAGCAGGAGUGCCAGCGCCACGCCCAGUCCAACCAUUGGCUGUGGAGCUACCACCAAGGCCAGCAGUGUGUGUCCGUACAGAGUCUGGUGCCGUCCAGCCAGAGUCGAGAGGAGCAGACACAGGUGUCUUUCACUGUGGCCCAGCUCCCCAUGCUGUCAGGAGAUGAGUCGCUCGCCUGCUCUUUUGGAGGCCUUCCCUCCCAGUCUGCCGUUGUCAUGGAGAACAGGAUCACCUGUCAGUCACCCAAACCGGAGCUCCUCCCCCCAAGCCCUCCAGGCAGCGAUCACAUGGCUCUCAGAGUGUCUCUGAUGUUUGGCGAUGUGACCAUCGCGCACACAAACCUCACCUUCUAUGACUGCAGAGCCGUGGGUCGGCUCAAUGCAACCUCCCCCUGUAUGGCGUGUGUGGGAAGCAGGUGGCCGUGUCACUGGUGUGCCCUGGAUGAGGUGUGCACUCACGAAAGGAGCUGCCCACGCCAGCCUAUCAUAUACAACGCUGGGGAGAAUUCGUCUCCGCGGGGUAUGGACUCGUGUCCGUGUGUGUGGGCUCUUCAAGGCUCUUCUCUGGUGCCAGUGGGCUUUGAUAAGGAGCUCUACCUGCUGGGGAAGAACCUGGACAUGUUUGAGGACGAGGAGGAUUACGUGUGCGUGGUGGAGAUCGAGGGCAGGUCGCUGAUGCUGCCCGCCACGCUUAUUCGAGGGGAGAAGCAGAUGCACACCUUUAAGUGCUCCGCUCAGCAGUAUCAGUACUCAGUGCAGCAGUUGGAGUACUCCGCUCCUGUGUACUUGCUGAGAGGGACCAGGCGCAUUGACUCUGCACCCAACAUACGGCGUAAGAAACUGGUUGUGUUACUGGUGUUUCGUAUGGUGGCAUAUCUACUCUGUGUGUGUGUGUGUGUGUGUGUGUGUGUGUGUGGUGUGUGUGCGUGUGUGCGUGGCCAGGUUGUGAUGGGGAAGCUGGUGUUUGACCUGGGCCCGGUGCAGUACGACACAGAUGACCCGUCCCCCGUGCCCCUGGCUGCCCAGGUGGGACUGGCAGCCAGCGCUGCUGUGGUGGUGCUCAUCGUGCUGGUCAUCAUCCUCAUGUACAGGAGGAAGAGCAAGCAGGCCCUGCGAGACUACAAGAAGGUUCUGGUCCAGUUGGAGACGCUGGAGAUCAAUGUCGGCGAUCAGUGCCGGAAGGAGUUCACAGACCUGAUGACGGAGAUGAUGGACCUGAGUAGUGACGUGGGGGGACCGGGAAUCCCCCUGCUGGACUACCGCAUGUACGCCGAGCGCAUUUUCUUCCCCGGCCAGAAGGGGGCACCGCUGAGCCAGAACCUGGACCUGCCCGACUCACGGCGGCAGACGGUGGAGCAGGGCCUGGGCCAGCUCAACAACCUGCUCAACAACAGGCUCUUCCUCACCCGGUUCAUCCACACGCUGGAGGCCCAGCAGAGCUUCUCGCAGCGCGACCGCGGCUAUGUAGCCUCGCUGCUCACCAUGGCGCUGCAUGACAAGCUGGAGUACUUCACCGACGUCAUGAAGACGCUGCUCGGCGACCUGGUGCAGCAGUACGUGGACAAGAACCCCAAGCUCAUGCUGCGCAGGACGGAGACCGUGGUGGAGAAGAUGUUGACCAACUGGAUGUCCAUUUGCCUCUACUCCUUCCUCAAGGAAGUGGCCGGAGAGCCUCUCUACAUGCUGUACAGGGCCAUUAAGUACCAGGUGGACAAAGGGCCUGUGGAUGUGGUGACCGGCAAAGCCAAACGCACACUAAAUGACAGCCAUCUCCUGAGGGAGGACAUCGACUACACUUCCAUGACUCUGACAGUGAUGGUGAAGAGUGGGGUUGAGGUGCAGGCCUGCCCGGUGAAAGUGUUGGACAUCGACACCAUCACCCAGGUGAAGGACAAGAUCCUGGACCAGCUCUACAAAGGGAUGCCCUACUCACAGAGACCCCAAGCAGACUCCCUGGAUCUGGAAUGGAGGGCAGGGCAGGCAGGUCACUUGACCCUGUCAGAUGAUGACGUGACGGCCAUCAUUCAGGGCCGCUGGAAGAGAAUCAACACCCUGCAGCACUACAAGGUCCCAGAUUUAGCCACAGUAGCACUCAUCCCUCGCUCUCAGAGCUCCGUUGUCAUGGGCAUCAAUCAGGUCUACCAGACUGGGGAAAAGACUCCCAUGCUGGAGGGGGAGGAGGAGGAGGGUCAGCGGCUGUGGCACCUGGUCAAGUCCAGCGAGGACCCCGAGAUCCCCAAACACCGCAAGAGCAGCAUGAGGGAGAGAGAGAGGGCCAAAGCCAUCCCCGAGAUCUACCUCACACGCCUGCUCUCCAUGAAGGGCACCCUGCAGAAGUUUGUGGACGACGUGUUUGUGGCCAUCCUCAGCACCAAGCGGCCACCACCCAUCGCCGUCAGGUUCUUCUUCGACUUCCUGGAUGACAUGGCAGAGAAGCACGGCAUCGACGACCCAGAGACGGUUCAUAUCUGGAAAACCAACAGCCUGCCUCUGAGGUUCUGGGUAAACAUCCUGAAGAACCCGCAGUUUGUGUUUGACGUGCAGGUCACAGACAGUGUGGACGCUGUACUGUCCGUCAUCGCACAGACGUUCAUCGACUCCUGCACCACGUCCGAGCACAAAGUGGGACGGGACUCUCCAGUGAAUAAGCUCCUGUAUGCCAGGGAGAUUCCCAGGUACAAGCAGCUGGUGGAGAGGUAUUACAGUGACAUUCACAGUUCUGGGUCAGGCUGCUACCAGGAGAUGAACUCUACUCUCACUGAACUAUCAGGAAGCUUUGCGUCUGAGAUGAACAAUCUGGUGGCCCUGCAUGAGCUCUACAAGUACAUCAACAAGUACUACGACCAGAUCAUCAUGUCGCUGGAGGAGGAUGCAGCAGGACAGAAGAUGCAGUUGGCCUACCGGCUCCAGCAGGUCGCUGCACUAGUGGAGAACAAAGUCACUGACCUGUGACCACCCAGAUGACCUUUGAACCUUGACUCUUAAACUUUAAACACUCUUGUGUCUAAACUGACUAAGUGGUGGACCCGGGGUAGGACCGGGAUGGUAAAGUCUGACCAAUGAACUGCCUGUCGAGCAAAAAAAAAUCCAAUCAACGGGUGAAAGCCAGCAGUUGAACCAAAACCAAAACUCCAAGAUUCUCUCCACUUCCUGCCCAGACACGUGAGGCGCCUCUCAGCUCCAGGAUCUGUUCGGAGCAACGAGAGGGGAGGAAAAGGGAAAGAUGUGCAAAUACUGGGAAUAGCUAAAUGAAAUGGACAAGACAUGGGAGCUGUACUGGAAGGACAAGUACAAUCCCACAGAGAUGCUCUGUGCUACUCUAUCUAUGAGUGUGUCUUUGCUUUGUGUUGCUUCAUUUUAAGUGUGUGUUUUUUAUUAUCAGGAGAGUAUGUAUGUGUAAGGUGAGCUUGGCUAAUUCUUCCAUAAAUUAAUAUAUUGGAUAAAUGAAUAGUAAG
Messenger RNA from Alosa sapidissima (American shad), 4604 nucleotides. RefSeq names its product plexin B3 (gene plxnb3). NCBI's taxonomy places the organism in Eukaryota, Metazoa, Chordata, Actinopteri, Clupeiformes, Clupeidae. Gene Ontology annotation, biological process: regulation of cell shape; positive regulation of axonogenesis; semaphorin-plexin signaling pathway involved in axon guidance. Gene Ontology annotation, molecular function: protein binding; semaphorin receptor activity. Gene Ontology annotation, cellular component: semaphorin receptor complex. The record is from RefSeq and is a predicted model, not a curated record.